This is a messenger RNA of Spea bombifrons (plains spadefoot toad), 2554 nucleotides long. RefSeq names its product deoxynucleotidyltransferase terminal interacting protein 2 (gene DNTTIP2). Gene Ontology annotation, biological process: RNA processing. NCBI's taxonomy places the organism in Eukaryota, Metazoa, Chordata, Amphibia, Anura, Pelobatidae. The coding region runs from base 28 to 2295 and encodes 755 amino acids. Gene Ontology annotation, cellular component: nucleolus. Gene Ontology annotation, molecular function: RNA binding. The transcript is spliced from 7 exons. The record is from RefSeq and is a predicted model, not a curated record.
AGUGGGUAAGUGUAGAUUCCUACGAGUAUGGUAGCUACCAGGAGGGGCACGAGGGUAGACCCCUCAGAGGAGAGGGAAGGAGAGGAGCCCCGCGGACAGCCUGCCAUGGAUAUCACAACUCCAGCAUCUCAAGUGAAAACACGAAGCAGGGUGAAGAGAGAAUCUCAGUCGGAAGAUGCUGGUGGUAACGAUGUAGAUGUAGAAUCCACCAUAAACGUUACUGCUAACCCAUCCGAGUCACUGAAGCUUGGUGCACAGGUAGUCACCAGAAGAAGACGCAAAAGUGGGCAGUCAGAUGGCGAUGUUUCUGAAGCAGAUUCUACCACAUCGAGUCAUUCCACAAGAACAAGUCGGAGUAGACAAGCUGGAUCCAGUUUGACUGAUUCUGCAAGGAAACUAAGAAGUCACAGAUCGCUUUUGGUGUCUGAGCCAAUCCCAGAGUCCAAGGAGGAUGGGGAUAUAUCUGAAGCAGAAUCAAAUUGUUCUUCAGCUUCUUCUAGAGUUAAAAAAAGACAGUCUGCAACAAUUUUAAGCUUGAUAACUAGAAGUAGCAGAUCUGUUUUAGCACCUGAGUCUGUCAUCAAUAUUAAGGAAGAUACUGAGGUUUCUGAGGCAGAGUCUAACUGUUCUUCUGUGUCAGGGAUCCGUAGUGUUAGGAGAAGUAGAAAUAAGAGUGGUAUCCGUAUUCCAAAAUGCCCAUCUCCUCCUGUUGUUGAGUCCUUAGCCGAUGAAAUAUCCGAUGCUGAAUCUUGCAGUUCUGGUAUUUCAGCGCGACCUAUUGCCAGACGGUUAAGUAUGAGAAAUAAAUAUAAAUCGCUACAAGUUAACGAGCCUUCCAAUGAAGCCAAAAGUGAAGCUGCUCAAAAACUAGAAACACCAAUAAAGCAUGAGAUGGUAUGUGGUGCAAGAGUCUCAGAACUUAUGUGUUCAGAGAAUCGUUUGUCAGAGACAACACUGUCCUCUCCACGCAGGAGCGUUAGGAUUGGUCAAAAUAAUGUCACAUUGAUGCCUGUAACUGAACCACCAGUUGAAGAACAUACAAUAGAAAUGCCUAACAAGACAUCUGAUGAAGAGGACAGGGAAAAGUCCACCUGCAGAAAUCUAUCUGAAAGUUUUGUUGAAUCGCCAUCAACAAAAAUUAGUUUGAAAUCUGAGGAUGCCAUAGAUCAAAGUGGCAACUCUGAAAAUAUGGUGAUAGAUGUUGAACUUCAUUCUUCAGAGUCAAGUGACACCAGGAAGGAGACUGCUCUUAUUUUGUCCACUGACAAUAGCAGGGAAAUUCCUAAAGAAACAGAGAAUGACCUGGGUGAAGAUAAAUGUAAUGAGGUACCUCAUGCAAAGAUAAGCUUAUUACUUGAUAGCGAUGACAGUGACCAAACAGAAGAAAGUGAUGAAGAGUUUGAGGAGGAGGAGGUGGAAUGCAACAAGGCAUUUGGUGAUAAUGGAAAAGAGUCAAUGGAGUCCCAUCAGCUUUCAGAAGAAUUAUUGGGAGAUGGCCUCUUUGUUAUUGACACAAAACCCGGGAUAGACUCUAGUGAAAGGUAUUACUUGGAUUCUAAAGAAGAUGAUGCAGAAGUAGAAGAUAAAAAGGAAGAAGAUGGUGAGCCAUGUAAAUCUAGUGACGAUGAUUUUAUUGAUGAAGACGCAGAUGAUGACGAUGAUGCACUAUUGAACAAACCCAAAACGGGAUUUUCAUUAUCAACCAGUAUAGACACAGGGCUGAAAAUGAAGGACUUAGGGGGCUUAUAUAUAAAUUUUGAUGCCUCAAAGCCAAACCCUGGACCGAGUGUGCUUCAAAAAAUGAAGCAGGGACAUAAAAAGAAUGACGAGCUCUUGAAGAACAGCGUCAUAACUCCCGACUUUGAGAAAAAGGAUUGUGUCCCAUCCAAUCGAAUGCAUUCGAGAAAGUUGAAAGAACUACGUAGGCAAGAUCGAGAAAAGACCACUGGACAGGGCUGGUUUGACAUGAAAGCUCCAGAACUAACUGAUGAACUGAAGAAUGACCUCAAGGCCUUAAAAAUGAGGUCUGCGAUGGACCCAAAACGCUUCUACAAGAAGAAUGACCGAGAUGGCUUUCCUAAAUAUUUUCAGGUUGGAACAGUUGUCGAUAACCCCAUAGACUUCUAUCAUUCUCGAAUCCCAAAGAAGGAAAGGAAGAGAACAAUUGUUGAAGAGCUUCUUGCAGAUGCAGAGUUUAGAAGGUACAACAAAAAGAAAUACCAAGAGAUCAUCGCAGAAAAGACAGCUCAGGCGGAAGGGAAAAAGAAACGCAAAAAGAAGAAAUUCAGAAAUUGAUCACGUUUGCUGAUUUUAUGAAAGCGCUAACUCUGCUUUUCAACUAAAUAAAUAACCAGGAAAACAAAGCUUUGUACGACUGUGAAUCAAAAUCUAAUUAUCAGAACAAUUCUUACAUGCCUGCAUCUAUUUUUUCUCGUUUUGUAAGACUGCAUUUAUCUCUACUUCAUUUCAGCUUUAAGGAAUAAGUUCUGCUUUAAGUUCUAGGUUGAUCAAUAUAAAAAGGCAUAAGAUUAAAACUACCUAGUCCAUAUUCAAA